Messenger RNA from Fraxinus pennsylvanica, 624 nucleotides. NCBI's taxonomy places the organism in Eukaryota, Viridiplantae, Streptophyta, Magnoliopsida, Lamiales, Oleaceae. The record is from the annotation of a GenBank genome assembly.
AUGGCUACUGUUGUUGAUGCUGGAAACCAGGAAGCCAAAGGAACUGACAAGAAGUUUACAGUGGUUUUUGUACUGGGUGGCCCUGGCAGUGGUAAGGGCACUCAGUGCGCAAAUAUUGUCCGACACUUUGGGUACACCCAUCUCAGUGCUGGUGAUCUGCUCCGAGCCGAAAUAAAAUCUGGUUCUGAAAAUGGGACAAUGAUUCAGAACAUGAUUAAGGAGGGAAAAAUUGUACCUUCAGAGGUAACAGUUAAGCUUCUACAACAAGCAAUGCAUGAAAGUGGCAAUGACAAAUUUCUCAUUGAUGGUUUCCCCCGUAACGAGGAGAAUCGUGCAGCAUUUGAAUCUGUUACUGAAAUUGUGCCAGAGUUUGUGCUUUUCUUUGAUUGUUCAGAAGAAGAGAUGGAGAGGCGCCUUUUGAGUCGAAAUCAGGGUAGAGAAGACGAUAACAUUGAAACAAUAAGGAAGCGCUUCAAGGUUUUCAUGGAGUCUAGUCUCCCAGUGAUUGAAUACUACAACUCCAAGGGGAAGGUUCGAAAGAUUGAUGCUGGGAAACCUGUUGAAGAAGUUUUUGAAGCAGUCAAAGCUGUUUUCACCUCUUCAUAUGACAAGGUUCCUGCUUAA